Messenger RNA from Biomphalaria glabrata, 1978 nucleotides. Its product is annotated as cytosol aminopeptidase-like. Lineage: Eukaryota; Metazoa; Mollusca; Gastropoda; Planorbidae. The record is from RefSeq and is a predicted model, not a curated record. Gene Ontology annotation, biological process: proteolysis. The coding region runs from base 177 to 1670 and encodes 497 amino acids. Gene Ontology annotation, molecular function: metalloaminopeptidase activity; manganese ion binding. Gene Ontology annotation, cellular component: cytoplasm. The transcript is spliced from 14 exons.
UGCAAAACUACUUCACAUGUAGUUACAAAAGAUAAAAAGAUACUUUGGUACCUGUUUCGAUACAAGCUUUGGAUAUUACAUAUUUCAAUGAAUCUAUAAAUAAACAUUUCGGGUGCACGUUACACAUUGUUUCUACUUUAUUCCUGGUUAGAUCUACGACACAGACAUCAUCUACCAUGAGCAAAGGACUUGUUCUUGGUGUUUAUGAACCUAAAGAGAAAGAUGGUAAAUUCAUCCUUACUCCAACAGCACAAGUAUUCAACCAGACAUCUGGAGGGCAGUUGGAAUCUAUUCUCAAAAUUGCUGGCAAAAAGCUGAAAACAGGUAAAAGUCGUUUGCUUUAUGGUAUUGGUGAGGCAUACUCCACUAUAGCUGUAGCUAAUCUUGGAAAGCAAGAUGCUGGCUAUGAUGCAGACGAGCAAGUAGACCAGGGCAAGGAGAAUGUCAGAACAGCUGUCGCUAGUGCUGUUGUUAGUCUAAGAGAUUCAGGGGAAACUCAGGUGGACAUUGAACCAUGUGGGGAUGCAGAAGCUGCUGCUGAAGGCACAUUUUUAUCAUUGUACUCUUUUGAUGAUCUGAGACAAGAAGAAAAAAGGAAGCCAUCAGUGGAUGUGAAUCUUGUUACACUUGGUUUGUCAGAGGAAGUCAUAGCAAGUACAAAGACUAGUUGGAGCAAAGGGCAAACUCUGGCCAGUGCUCAAAAUUUAGCUAGAAAACUGAAAGAAAAUCCAGCUAACUUGAUGACUCCCACUAUAUUUUGUGAAGAGGUGAAGAAAAACUUUGAAGGCCUCCCAAAUGUAGAAGUCAUUGUCCGAGACAAGGAAUGGGCAGAGGCUCAGAAGAUGGGUUCAUUCCUCUCUGUGUCAAGGGGCAGUGAGGAGCCACCAAAGUUCCUUGAAAUCCACUACAAUGGUGGUAACCCUGCUGAUCCUCCAGUUGUCUUUGUUGGCAAGGGAGUCACUUUUGACAGUGGUGGUAUUUCAAUCAAGCCAUCUGGUGACAUGGAUAAAAUGAGAGCUGACAUGGGUGGUGCUGCUUGUGUCAUCAGCAGCAUCUUAGCUGCUGUUAAACUGGGUUUACCAUUAAAUAUUAAAGGGUUCACACCUUUAACUGAAAAUAUGCCCAGUGGUAAAGCAACAAAACCUGGGGAUGUGGUGGUGGCCAGGAAUGGUAAAACCAUUAUGGUGAACAACACUGAUGCAGAAGGAAGAUUGAUUUUGGCCGAUGCACUUUGUUAUGCUGAAACAUUCAAUCCAAGACUUAUCCUGGACAUUGCCACUUUAACAGGUGCUGUUGUCAUAGCAUUAGGAGGUGUGGUAUCUGCAGCCUACACCAAAUCAGAUCACCUUUGGGAAACACUCCAUAAUGCAGGGAAGGUGACAGGAGAUCGUAUGUGGAGAAUGCCUUUGUUAAAGUAUUACACUGGUCUGGUCACUGAGGGUGUCAUUGCAGAUGUCAACAAUAUCAGCAAAAAGGCAAGAGAAGCUGGUAGCUGUACAGCUGCUGCAUUUCUCAAGGAGUUUGUGAGCACAGACAACUGGAUCCAUGUAGACAUGGCUGGUGUGAUGCACAAUUCAGAUGAAGUUCCAUAUUUAGGCUCAGGAAUGUCUGGACGACCAACUAGAACUUUGUUCCAGUUCUUGGAAAGCCUAAGCAAGCAGCAGGCUUGAGUCUUGUUCUUCUAGGGAAGUUCAUUGUGAAAGAAUUUCAUGUUGAGCCAUUUGAAAUAGUUUAAUGUAGUUGUGAUAGUCAUCUGAGAAUGUAGUCUUAGCUAAUGACCCAGAUUUGCCUUUCAUGUCAUGUCUAUUGUUGUAUUCAAGAUUUUAUGGUAUACAAAGUUUGUUAACUGUUGUUUUAUUUAUGUAAUCAACAUUAUUCAGCCUACACAUGCUUACAAUGAAUGUAGCCUACUCAACUGUUACAUUCACUUAUUUGUUGCUGUUCAUGAUGAAACAAAUAAAUUAUAAAAGGUGACAAA